AUGAGUGACGCGUCUAGUCAAGAGUUUCACGCCAGCGCUUCGCUUCGUCGCAAGUCGCAAGCGGAAAAACUGGUCGAGAAAGAAGGAUGUUUCGGCCUUAGCCUGACUCCCAUAUACAUUGGAAUAUCAGCUACAUCAGCCGGGUACAAAGAGUAUUUGGUUUCCUUUGCUGUUCGUGAUGCUACGUACCUACUUGAUUUCGCGAUUAAAAAGAUAUCAGCACCAGAAGGCUCAAAUGGUCGUGAUUUCCUUGCCGACUACAUCAUCAAGUCAAUCAGGUGGUACGAGCAUAACACUUUCGUUAAAGCAGUUGGCGCCGGCCUUCCCCAUGCGUUGCAGACGAUGAGUCCAACACUUUGCUCUCGUCUUUGGCUGGAAUUGGACAUUGUUCCUCUUGUUAUUCAGCAGCCUCAUGAACAUACAGAGAGGAUAAGUCUCUGGCUUACCAAACGAGUGGACGAACAAGCCGAUUCAAUGGCGCGAAAAUGCAUCAUGAACUUUGGUCCUUCGUUGGCACCUCUUUUACAUGUUGCAUGGCGUGGUAUUGUAGAAGUUGAUGCAUCAUUCCAAGCACCGCUCAUCUCGGUCGAUGAUUACAAAACCACAUGCAACUCCGCGACUUGGGCAGCAGUGAUGCAUUAUGCAAAAAAUCUACGAAAGCAUAAGACCAAAAUUGCUUUCUUCAGCAGCACUCCUCAAGGUGGCGGCGUUGCAUUGAUGAGGCACGCUCUCGUGAGACUUUCUCGUGUGUUAGGAGUAGAUAUCCGCUGGUAUGUUCCAAAACCUCACCCAGGAGUGUUUCGAAUCACCAAAAAUAUCCACAAUACGCUGCAAGGAGUAAGCUCUGAUGGCGAAUUCAUCUCUGCGGACGAAAAGAACGCCAUAGUGGACUGGAUUACCGACAAUGGCAAACGAUAUUGGUUCUCCGACGGCGGGCCAUUGUGCCGACCCGACAAAGGUGGCGCAGAUGUUGUUAUUAUUGACGAUCCUCAAAUGCCCUGUCUCAUUCCGCUCAUCAAGAAACUUACGCCAUCGCGGCCAGUAUUUUACAGAUCGCAUAUCCAGAUUCGAACGGACUUGAUCAAAGUCGCUGGCUCACCUCAAGCAGAUAUUUGGGACUUUCUCUGGCAAAAUAUCAAGCAAGCCGACUUAUUCGUUAGCCACCCGAUUCCUUCUUUUGUACCCCAUAAUGUACCUAAGGAGAAGGUAUUGUACAUGCCUGCAACGACCGAUUGGCUGGAUGGCUUGAAUAAACCGAUGGAAAUCUGGGAUACCGGAUACUAUGGCCAUCUGUACAACGUUAAAUGCCGCUCAGAGAGAAUGACAGAGUUACAGUGGCCAAGAAGGAGAUAUAUAAUCCAAGUAUCCCGCUUCGAUCCUGCCAAGGGGCUGCCAACGGUUGUUGAUGCUUAUGCUUGUUUCCGAGAGCAGCUAGAAAAUCAUGGUGGUGUCGCCAUCCCCCAGCUCGUCAUCUGCGGCAAUGCGUCCGUUGAUGACCCCGAUGGUAUUGCCAUUUACGACCAAGUAAUGACGCAGCUAGAAACCCGAUAUCCCCACAUCAUGGGUGAUGUGAGCGUCAUGCGCUUAGAUCCAUGUGACCAGUUACUGAAUUGUCUCAUGGCAAAUGCCCAUGUCGUUCUUCAGCUUUCUACGUAUGAAGGUUUCGAAGUCAAGGUCUCUGAGGCACUCCAUGCUGGCCGCCCUGUCAUUGCUACAAAUGCCGGCGGGAUACCCCUUCAGAUCAAAGACAAAAUCGACGGCUACCUCGUUGAACCGGGCGAUUGGAAAGCAGUCGCUGGUCAUUUGGUGGAGUUGUUUACGGAUCUUAAAUUACACGAUCGAAUGUCACAAGCCGCAAAAACCGGCGUUUCAGACGAAGUUUCGACUGUUGGGAAUGCGUUAUCUUGGUAUUAUCUGGCAAUGAAAUGGGCGCAGAAAGGGCCUAAGCUGGAACUGCUGGGGAAUGAGCAAUGGGUUAAUGAUAUGGCCCGAAGUGAAGCUGGUCAGCCGUACACGGAAGGCGAAAACCGCUUACCGCGCAGCUUCGCUCAGUUGUAG
Molecule: messenger RNA, 2058 nt
Organism: Trichoderma aggressivum f. europaeum
Lineage: Eukaryota; Fungi; Ascomycota; Sordariomycetes; Hypocreales; Hypocreaceae
Product: CAZyme family GT4
Exons: 8
Coding region: 1-2058 (685 amino acids)
Molecular function (GO): glycosyltransferase activity
Source: RefSeq, a predicted model, not a curated record